This is a messenger RNA of Cicer arietinum (chickpea), 1153 nucleotides long. RefSeq names its product late embryogenesis abundant protein D-34-like. Lineage: Eukaryota; Viridiplantae; Streptophyta; Magnoliopsida; Fabales; Fabaceae. The record is from RefSeq and is a predicted model, not a curated record.
ACCAAACUGAAUUUGCAAGAUAUCAGUAACACUUAAAAGUGCAGAAUCAUCAUGAGCCAAGAACAACCAGAGAGACCAAAAAGAGAUGAAUUCCCGGAACAAGAACCAAUCAAAUACGGCGACGUAUUCAACGUCUCAGGAGAAUUAGCAACACAACCAAUCAAACCAAAAGACGCAGCUCUAAUGCAAGCAACAGAGAAUCAAGCCUUAGGACAAACCCAAAAGGGCGGCCCUGCUUCCGUAAUGCAAUCAGCCGCCGCCGUAAACACUGCCGCCGGUUUGGUAAACCGCGAAGACAUCUCAGACAUAGCAAAAAACCAAGGCGUGAGUGUCUCCAAUAUGAAAGUGGGUGGAAACCGCGUGAUUACAGAGUCGGUUGGAUCGCAAGUUUUAGGACAGUUUGUUGAACCAGAUGUGCCAAUGAAUGACCCUGGUUUGGUUUUGGAUCCAGAGGCUAUUACGAUUGGUGAGGCGCUGGAAGCAUCGGCGUUGAGUCGAGCCGGUAAUAAGGCGUUGGAUCAGAGUGACGCAGCUGCAAUACAAGCCGCUGAAAUGAGAGCUACUGGUAGGAAUCAUACUGAGCCUGGUGGGUUGGGAGCCAAUGCUCAGGCAGCAGCAACUAGGAAUGCUCGUACUAUGCCUCUCCAGAAAACAACUUUGGGUGAUGUCGUAUCGGGUGCGAGGGAGAAGUUACCAGAGGACAAGGCUGUAACACGAGAGGAUGCCGAGGGUGUGAUUGGAGCAGAGCUUAGAAACAAACCCAACAUGAGAACUACUCCCGGUGGUGUCGCUGCAUCCCUCGCUGCGGCCGCCACGCUCAAUCAAAACUCGAACAAAUGGUGAUACUUGGAAUGGAGACAGAGUUUGAGUCAGUGUUGUUUGUAAAACUACAAUAGUCCUAGUAGUCUUUGUGUUAAAGAAACGUUUAUUCCACUCGUUUGUGUGUAUUUGGGCCAAUCUACUUACUGAAUAGAAGAAUAUCAUGUUACUUUAGGCAUUUUUUUUUUGCUUUUCUUUUUUAACUAGAUAACAGAUAGAAUAUUACUACAUACAUGAUGUGCAUAGAGAUAAGAAGGUUGUUCUUCCCCUAAAAACACGGCUGAUUUUGGUAGUCUUUUGCCACUUGUGAAUAAAAGUAAACAUUGGGACUUUA